AUGGAAAAGAGAGAUUUGGUUUUAACUAGAGGUAUGCAUUUUUUUGAUAAAAAGCGUAUGUUUCUUAAGGCCUGGUCCCCUGAUAUGGAGGUUCAUAAAGAUGAUUUCAAGGUUGUUCCUACUUGGGUGACACUGAUGCUUGAUUUCAAAUACUGGGGUGAAAAGAGCUCUUUUAAUAUUUUUGGUGGGUUGGGCAAACCUGUAAAAGUUGAUUUGGCUACUAGGAAUAGAGAUAGACUAGGAUUUGCUAGUAUCUUACUUGAAAUACAUAUUGAUCAUGAAUUCCGAGAUCAAAUAGCUUUCAUCAAUGAAAAUGGCUUUGAGGUUUAUGUGGAUGUUGAAACUGACAGUAGGGGUGGGGGUGAUGAUGUGUUUGUGAGCCCUAGUAAAGUUGUUAAAUAUGUUGCUCCAAAUGUUUCUGAGGUGGAAGUGGCUAAUGUUUUUGCUUCUUUGUCUGCAAAUGAAGCAAUUAAUCUGGUUGAUUUGCCUGAAAAGGAGGUUGUGAAUGAUAUGAAUGUGAGUGUGCCUAUUUCAGAUGCUAGUGAGGAAUUGGACAAGGGGGUGGAAAUCUCCCUAUCCCUAAUGGAUAGAGUUGUGGUGUGGAAUGUUAGAGGGGUAAACAGCCUGCAGAAACAACAUAGUGUUAGGAAUUUUCUUAACACUCAAUCUCUGGGUUUAGUUUGCCUCUUGGAGACUAAGGUGAAGCCUAUUUCAGAUGCUAGUGAGGAGCUGGACAAGGGGGUGGAAAUCUCCCAAUCCCUAAUGGAUAGAGUUGUGGUGUGGAAUGUUAGAGGGAUAAACAGCCUGCAGAAACAACAUAGUGUUAGGAAUUUUCUUAACACUGAAUCUCUGGGUUUAGUUUGCCUCUUGGAGACUAAGGUGAAGCCUAGAAAUAUGGGUGCACUUUAUACUAAUGUUUUCCGGGGAAUUAUGGUUUCAGAUGCAGCUUUGUUUAUGCUUUUAAUGAUGCCAUUAGUAGAGAGCCUUUGGUUGGAUUUGGUGGAGCUUCCUAGCAUGAACAAUAAUCCCUGGAUGGUGGUUGGUGAUUUCAAUUGUGUUAUGCAUUUAGAUGAAAGGAUUGGUUCUUUGGUCUCUAGUAGGGAAAUUGAAGCUUUCAGAAAGUGUGUUUUUGAUUGUGGUUUGAGUGAUCUCAAAGGAGUGGGGCAGUCGUUCUUCACUUGGAGUAAUAAGCAGCAGGGUUUUGAUAGGGUGUUCUUUAAAUUGGAUAGGGUUCUUAUAGGUGGAUCUUGGUGUGAUAUUUUUCCUGAUGCAGAAGUAAGAUUCAUCCAUGAAGGGAAUUUUGACCACACUCCUAUUAAGGAUGGAAAUGGGUGA
Messenger RNA from Beta vulgaris subsp. vulgaris (sugar beet), 1335 nucleotides. RefSeq lists its product as uncharacterized. The coding region runs from base 1 to 1335 and encodes 444 amino acids. The record is from RefSeq and is a predicted model, not a curated record. The transcript has 3 exons. Lineage: Eukaryota; Viridiplantae; Streptophyta; Magnoliopsida; Caryophyllales; Amaranthaceae.